AUGGAGUUGAAAGCAUUUAUAUCAGCACUUCGGCGGAUGGCAGCUAGACGUGGGGCACCGCGUCAUGUAUACUGCGACAAUGGAACAAACUUUGUAGGCGCCGGUCGCAUCUUACAGAAAGAGUUCUUUAACUUGCAACAAUUAUUAGAUCAACAAUUUUAUCACCAAAUCACUGACAUGGAAAUAGAAUUUCAUUUUAACGCGCCAUCUUGGCCCAGUGCCGGCGGGCUCUGGGAAGCAGCGGUCAAGAGCCUUAAGCAUCACCUUCGAAGAGUACUUGGAGAACAAAAACUCACCUAUGAGGAAUAUUCUACGUUAUUAGCACAGAUAGAAGCAUGUUUGAACACUAGACCUCUGUGUGCUAUCACAGAUGAUCCCGAGGACAUAAAUUUUCUCACACCGUCUCACUUCAUAUAA
Messenger RNA from Vanessa atalanta (red admiral), 417 nucleotides. RefSeq lists its product as uncharacterized. Gene Ontology annotation, molecular function: nucleic acid binding. NCBI's taxonomy places the organism in Eukaryota, Metazoa, Arthropoda, Insecta, Lepidoptera, Nymphalidae. The coding region runs from base 1 to 417 and encodes 138 amino acids. The transcript has a single exon. The record is from RefSeq and is a predicted model, not a curated record. Gene Ontology annotation, biological process: DNA integration.